Chionomys nivalis (European snow vole) is the source of this 308-nucleotide messenger RNA. RefSeq names its product vesicle-associated membrane protein 3-like. Gene Ontology annotation, cellular component: SNARE complex; plasma membrane. The record is from RefSeq and is a predicted model, not a curated record. NCBI's taxonomy places the organism in Eukaryota, Metazoa, Chordata, Mammalia, Rodentia, Cricetidae. Gene Ontology annotation, molecular function: syntaxin-1 binding; SNAP receptor activity. Gene Ontology annotation, biological process: SNARE complex assembly; vesicle fusion; vesicle-mediated transport.
AAAUGUCCACAGGUGUGCCUUCAGGAAGUUCAAGAGCUGCCUCUGGCAGUAACCGCAGACUCCAGCAGACACAGAAUCAAGUAGAUGAGGUGGUUGAUAUCAUGAGAGUCAACGUGGACAAGGUGUUAGAAAGAGAUGAGAAGCUCUCAGAGCUAGAUGACCGCGCAGAUGCACUGCAGGCAGGCACUUCUCAGUUUGAAACAAGUCCUGCCAAGCUGAAGAGAAAGUACUAGUGGAAGAUGUGGGCGAUAGGGGUCGGUGUCCUGGUGAUUGUUGUCAUCAUCAUUAUUGUGUGGUAUGUCUCUUAA